Molecule: messenger RNA, 813 nt
Organism: Arabis nemorensis
Lineage: Eukaryota; Viridiplantae; Streptophyta; Magnoliopsida; Brassicales; Brassicaceae
Source: the annotation of a GenBank genome assembly
AUGGCAAGAUCGCUCAAGAAAUCAGUCAAGUUGAGCUUAAGAAAUGUCCGGAUCCGUUCUUCAUCAAUCAGUUUCAAUCCGGACUCUAGUUCCAUAGAAAGGGACCAAAGAAUCGAGUUUCUCCGAGGAGACAAUGGCGUUGAAGAAGAGGAAAACGAUAGCGAAAACAGUAGCGAGUAUGAAGAAUUUGAAGAAGAGGAACAAGGUAAAGAAGAGGAACAAGAUGAUGGCAAAAUUAGCGUUGUAAGCGGUGGCAAAAAUGAACGCGAAGAGACAGAAGUGGCGGUUGAAGCGGCAGAGGCAGAGAUCAUUGAGGCAGGGAAUAGGGUGAUGGUGGUGGUUGAUAAAGUGAUUGCAUCAACAGGAGCUCUUGAAUGGGCUUUGAAGCACACAUUACAAUCUCAAGACUAUCUUUUUCUCUUAUAUUUCUCUAAACCCUUUAGAAAAGGCAAAAGAAAGAACCGGAAACGUGAAGUAAAGACCGACGAACUCGUCCAUACACUAAAGAAACUCUGCCAAACAAAGCGACCCGGGGUGAGUCUAAAUUCUAACAAAAAGCGUUUUGAGACGUUUUCAAAACAAGCUAAAGAACAACAAGUGAGUCUCUUAGUGGUCGGAGAAGAGAAGAAACCGCCGGUUUGGAGAUUGUUGAAGAGAUGGGGAUGGAAGAAAAGGCGAGGCCGAGCCGGAGUUCUCAAGUAUUGCCUAGAGAAGGCUUCAUGUAUGACCAUUGCUGUUAAACCAAAGAACCGUAAGCUUGGUGGUUACUUGAUCACAACCAAACGUCACAAGAACUUUUGGCUCUUAGCUUGA